This is a messenger RNA of Kickxella alabastrina, 870 nucleotides long. RefSeq names its product geranylgeranyl pyrophosphate synthase-like protein. Gene Ontology annotation, biological process: isoprenoid biosynthetic process. The coding region runs from base 34 to 870 and encodes 278 amino acids. The transcript has 3 exons. NCBI's taxonomy places the organism in Eukaryota, Fungi, Kickxellomycota, Kickxellomycetes, Kickxellales, Kickxellaceae. The record is from RefSeq and is a predicted model, not a curated record. Gene Ontology annotation, molecular function: prenyltransferase activity.
ACUGAAUCUAUAAUCCACUUGAAUCAUUUAAUCAUGCCCGCAUUUAAUAAUACUGUCCAGGAGAAAAUCAUUCUUGCGCCGUAUGAGUACUUGGCCAAAAUGCCAGGCAAAGAAGUGCGCACCAUGAUAAUUAACGCCUUCAACUCUUGGCUCCAUGUCGACCUAAGCCUGCUGUUGGAGAUUUCCAGUAUCAUCCGCAAGCUGCACACAUCAAGUCUGCUGCUCGACAACAUUGAGGAUAGCUCAGAGUUACGCCGUGGCGUCCCUGCAGCACAUACGAUCUAUGGCAUCCCGAUGGCCUUGAAUGCGGAAAAUUAUGUCUACUGUAUUAGCACUCGGGGCGUGCUACAAAUGAAGCGACCCAAGAUAAUGGAAGUUUUCACCGAGGAGCUUAUGAACUUGCACAGAGGCCAGGGACUGGAAUUGUUCUGGAGAGACACAUUAUCAUGCCCGACAGGAAAAGUAUUUGGCGAUGGUCUAUUCAGAUUGGCUGUGAAGAUGCUCCAGGAGUGCAGCGAGGUGAAUGUGGACUUUACUGAUCUGGCUGAUAUGAUGGGUACGUUCUUCCAGAUCAGGGACGGUUAUAUGAACCUACUGUCUACAGAGUACUCGAACAGCAAAGGGUUUUGCGAGGACCUUACAGAAGGCAAGUUUUCAUUUCUUAUUCUGAUGAGCAUUUUGAGGCAGAAGACUGACAAUGAAAUCGACAAGCUGCAUGCUGUGUCGCUGAUAGCCAAGGCCGGGUCCUUUGAAUAUACAAGGAAAUCCUUGAUCACAUUGGAGGACAAGAUUGGUGAGAAGAUCGCAGAGCACGGUGGCAACGCCGUUCUUGAGGAUUUGAUGGCCAAGCUUAGCAUUAAGAGCAUUUAG